Uloborus diversus is the source of this 2692-nucleotide messenger RNA. RefSeq names its product short transient receptor potential channel 4-like. The coding region runs from base 1 to 2439 and encodes 812 amino acids. Gene Ontology annotation, biological process: calcium ion transmembrane transport; regulation of cytosolic calcium ion concentration; manganese ion transport. The transcript has 12 exons. The record is from RefSeq and is a predicted model, not a curated record. Gene Ontology annotation, molecular function: store-operated calcium channel activity; inositol 1,4,5 trisphosphate binding. Gene Ontology annotation, cellular component: membrane; cation channel complex. Lineage: Eukaryota; Metazoa; Arthropoda; Arachnida; Araneae; Uloboridae.
AUGACUGUAACACAUGAUCCAUCAUAUGCAAUGUGUGAUGAUUGUCCUAUUGGUCUCGUUCAACAGAGAUCCAGCCAUGUGGAGGAUUACCUGAGUGAGCAAGAACAAGAGUUCUUAUACCUAGUCAGCAUCGGAGAUAAGGAUGGAAUCAAAACCUUACUCGAGGCGAAGCAAAUCAACCCGAACUGCAGUGAUUAUCGAGACCAGCGAGCUUUGGAUAUAGCAGUAGGCCUCAGAGAUCUCGAUCUGGUUCUAUUCCUUCUUCAGCAGUUGGAUGUCAGUACUUUGCACUACUAUUGCGCCAUACUUCGAGCUGUUCUCGAAAAUGAAGUUGCCAUCCUCGAAAUGCUUCUGGAUCGGGCAGAAGCCGAUAACAAUCUGCAGAACGAACUACGCGACUUUAUGAUAGGAGGGCCCGAGUGUAAGAAGUGUCUGCCCGACGUGGCGGUCACCAACUUGACACCGACCAUGGCUGCUGCAGUAAGUGGAAAUGUAGAAGUCACCCGGAUUCUUCUCGAAAGAGGUUACUGCAUCCAGAAACCUCACAGUGCUAAAUGUAAGUGCCGUGAGGCUUGCGCCUCUCGAAACAACACCGGCGAAACUCUCACUGAAUCCAUGAACCGCGUGAAUGCCUAUCGAGCCCUGGCCAGCCCCACGUACUUAAUUCUAACCGCAGAAGAUCCCAUCUUGGCUGCCUUUCAGCUCAGCCAGGAGCUGGACAAUUUGUCUCUAGAACUGGCAGAAAACCAGAAAGAGUAUCGUGAGCUUUCCAAUCAGUGUCGCCGAUUUGCCGCUGAUAUGCUUCAUCAGUGUAGAAACACUGAAGAAGUUCAAACAGUUCUUAUUCAGAAGAGAGGAUUCACAGAUCCCAGACCUCAUCAAUUUAGCCGACUGCACCUUGCCGUAGAACUGCAACAGAAAGAGUUCGUGACACAUGCCAGCUGUCAACAAGUCCUGCGUUCCAUGUGGGUCGAUAGUCUAGGUUCUUGGUACAGUUGGCCUCUGCGGUGGCGAGCUCUUCAUGUACUGAAGCAUGUUCUGUUUACGCCAUUCAUAUCCGUCGCGUUUAUCAUCAUUCCAAAAUCACAAAUCAUUAGACCGCUUCGCGUGCCUCUCAACAGAUUCAUCUAUUCGGCAACUUCAUACUUAUUUUUCCUGUGUUUGCUGAUGGUUACGCUGCUCAAUGACCGAAGGCACGAUGUACGUUCCCCAGUCUCAUGGACCGAAGGUGCUGUAUGCUUGUGUGUACUGGGCCAUUCAUGGGACAUCAUCACUAACAUGAUCUCAGUUGGUGUUUCUCACUAUUUCCGUUCGUGGUGGUCUGUCUACGAUACAAUUUUGUUUUCCCUCUUUCUCAUAACGGAAAUCAUGUGGUUUAGCGUUUUUAUCUUGAACUUUUUUCAUCCAACAAUCACGAACUCAAGCCGCGAUUGUUGGGAGUGGUAUCAUCCCAUCCUCCUAGGAGAAGGGAUCUAUGCAACUGCAUCUAUCAUGGCUUUCUGUCGACUGAUGAUCUGGUUUCAAGUCAACUCUCGGUUAGGCCCUUUAGGAACAUCUGUUAAAGAAAUGAUUGUGAAUGUUGCUCAAUUUUUCAUGCUAUUUUUCAUCAUCAUGCUUGCUUUUGCAACGGGACUGAACUCGAUAUAUAAAAACUAUAAAGAAGACCCGUCUAUGGGAGUGGAAGAAAGUGAUGACAACAACGGUGAGAGACAGCCAUCAGAUUUUGUUACGCUUCGGUCGACAUUCAAAACUCUAUUUUGGGCCAUUUUUGGAAUGGGAGAACCAGACUUCGCACAGAUUGUAGUGGCUUCUCGAAAUGAAAGUGAGCCCAAGGAGCAUUUGUUUACUGAAGGUGUGGGCUACAGUUUGUGGGGUUUCUACCACAUGGUAACUGUAGUAGUUCUACUCAACAUGCUGAUAGCCAUGAUGACGGAAAGUUAUCAGAACAUACAGACUAAUGCCGACAUGGAGUGGAAAUUUGCUUGCUCCACUUUAUGGCUAACGGUUUUGGAUAAUCACAGCGUAGUUCCUCCUCCUUUCAAUUUGGUACCAUCCAUGCAUAGGUUAACACUUCUCUGUCGCUGGUCUGUUGGUAAAUUGACGGGUUUAGACGAUGCUAACACUCCGAAAUUAUCAUGGUCUGCCAAGCGUUGUUGUUAUUGGGAUAUGGAGAUUGAUUCCACCAUACAAAAGAUUGAGGAAGAAAAAUAUGAGAAGUUGUUGGUUCAGCUUAUUCGUCGAUAUCUCCACGGCAAUUGUUUGCAAGCCAUCCAAACCUCCAAGCCGUUUCUCAGCACGGAUUUCAAGGAAAAGCUGAAGGAAGAGAUUGUUCAAGAUCUGCAACAUUCCAUCAAACGUCCUACUCGUUACACCAGGCGAAAGCGAAUCCCCAAUAUCACUUCAUCGCCUUCCGAAGCAAAAAAUCGAUUAAAGAAAUGACAUUAAAAAAAGAAGAAAAAACAAGAGCUUUGUGUCCUUUUGGAAAUGCCAAAUCAGUUUUGAUACAGAUAAUCCACCACAAGUGUUUGUUAAAGCGGGCUGGAAGCACGGAAGAAAGAACUUUUCAAUGAAGUUUGAACUGGCUCUAGUGAAAUCAUAAUAUUCUUAUUUAUUAUUUGAAUGUAUAUAGUGACUGCCAAUUCGCCUGAGUUUUAUGCGAGUUCUUUUGAUAUGAAUACCAAGACAUGCUCGG